Tilletiaria anomala UBC 951 is the source of this 441-nucleotide messenger RNA. RefSeq names its product Sybindin-like protein. The transcript has 2 exons. The coding region runs from base 1 to 441 and encodes 146 amino acids. Gene Ontology annotation, cellular component: TRAPP complex. NCBI's taxonomy places the organism in Eukaryota, Fungi, Basidiomycota, Exobasidiomycetes, Georgefischeriales, Tilletiariaceae. Gene Ontology annotation, biological process: endoplasmic reticulum to Golgi vesicle-mediated transport. The record is from RefSeq and is a predicted model, not a curated record.
AUGGCGUCGCUCUGGAUCAUCAACAAGGCCGGGGGCCUGAUCUACAAUGCCGACUACUCAAAGCGGCCCACUGGCCUGUCCUCGAACGACUACCUCAUCCUCGCCGGCACGCUGCACGGCAUUCACGCCAUCACCGCCAAGCUGUCGCCUGUAGCUGGACUGGGAGGUGGUAAAGGCGCCGCGGCUCGGAGAGCCAGAGUGGAUACUGGAAUGCAGCAGCUGCAGGCAAAUGGCUUUGACAUGAACGUCAUGGCUACCGCUACGGGCAUCAAACUUGUCCUGAUCACCCCAUCGGAUUAUCCCGUUGCGCCUGCGGUCCUUCUCCACAAGUCAUACGAGGUAUACGCUGACCAAGUCCUCAAGAACCCAUUUUACACGCCAGAAAUGCCCAUCCGAGUCGAGAGCUUUGACAAGCGCGUCAAGGAUAUCCUCGGAGGAUGA